Spodoptera frugiperda (fall armyworm) is the source of this 2225-nucleotide messenger RNA. RefSeq names its product prolactin-releasing peptide receptor (gene NGR-A7). NCBI's taxonomy places the organism in Eukaryota, Metazoa, Arthropoda, Insecta, Lepidoptera, Noctuidae. The transcript has 3 exons. Gene Ontology annotation, biological process: G protein-coupled receptor signaling pathway. Bases 288 to 1586 code for a protein of 432 amino acids. Gene Ontology annotation, cellular component: plasma membrane; neuron projection. Gene Ontology annotation, molecular function: neuropeptide Y receptor activity; neuropeptide binding. The record is from RefSeq and is a predicted model, not a curated record.
UGCGCAGGUGCGAACCAAACCCGCGCAUGUCAUCAUGUCGAGUGUACCUCUCAAUCCUGCCAAAAACAAAUGCAUUUCGAGUGUUCCUUUUUUAAAAUUAUAAAUUCAAACGUUGUUCUUUUCUUUUUUUCGUUGAUAUAUGGCUUUUUUGUGCUUGUGUUGGCGUCCGCAUCGAUUUUCGUAAGUUCCAACAAAUAAAAUUUGGAGCGUCGAUGCUAUAAACUGAGACGUUUUAAAGCCAAAAUAAAUUGGCAUUCGCAAUUUACAACCAAAGGAAGAACGGUACGAUGAACGAUAUCACUAUAAAUUAUACAGACCUUACUACAACAACUGAAAAGUCACAGAACGACUCCCACUUGUUAAACAUUAUCGAUAACAAAUGGAUCCAGUCAACGUUCUGUGUGAUCUACACCGUGAUCUUCGUCCUUGGACUACUCGGGAACAUCCUCGUUUGCUUCGUCGUCGCCAGGAACAAAGCCAUGCAGACCGUCACCAACCUCUUCAUCAGUAACUUGGCACUCUCCGACAUUCUGCUCUGCAUCUUCGCCGUCCCCUUCACACCGCUAUACACUUUCCGCGGUGCCUGGAGCUGGGGUUCCCUCCUUUGCCACAUUAUGCCUUUCGCACAGGGAUGCAGCGUAUACAUAUCCACGUUGACGCUUAUGUCUAUAGCUAUCGAUAGAUUCUUUGUAAUUAUUUACCCGUUCAGACCGCGGAUGAAGAUUGAGACUUGUUUGAUCGUCAUCGUCAUGAUUUGGACCUUCUCUGUCAGCGUCACAAUGCCGUACGCUAUCUUCAUGACGUACUACGAUCUAGAAAUAGGCAGAUUUUGUGAAGAGACGUGGCCCUCGGAACACUUGCGGCGAUUGUUCGGCUCAGUAACGUCUGUGUUACAGUUCGUAUUGCCUUUUAUUGUGAUUGCUUUCUGUUACACGUGCGUCAGUUUUAAAUUGAAUGACAGAGCCAAAGCGAAGGCCGCCAGCAAAAAUUCUCGCAAAGAGGAACUUGAUAAAAAUAGGAAGCGACGGACGAACCAGAUGUUGAUAGCGAUGGUCACUAUAUUCGGAUUGUCGUGGCUACCUCUGAACGUGAUCAACCUGUGCAAUGACUAUUACAUGUACGCUAUACAUUUGAAGUAUUAUUACUUGAUAUUCUUUAUUGGGCACGUUAUUGCAAUGUCUUCGACUUGCUACAAUCCUUUCAUUUACGCGUGGAUGAAUGAGAAUUUCCGAAAGGAGUUCAAGCAACUGAUACCUUGCAUUGAUUCAUCUGCAAACUUGAGAGGGAACAUUCCCUUGGACCAGUUGGGAGUUGGUCCGUCUGAGAAAACUUUUAAUGGAAAUACGACGACUGAUAGUUACUUGGGCUCUAGUUCCCAGCGGGCGACUUCCUUUAGACACAAAAGGAAGCCUAGUGCGGCCGCGGACGUGGAAAAAAGUGGAGUGGAAUUGAAUGAAGAUUUAUUGAAUGUAGAUGUGAAACAUUGUCAUAUUUCCACUAGCUAUAACCUUCGGAGGGAGUCGGUGAAGCUGCGCCUUAUCAAUGAGGAGUCAUUUGACGGGACGCCGACGCAAAGUCAAUUCUAACAGUUGAUGUCACGGGUGCGACGAUGGAAGCGUUCCCAACUUUGAAAAAACAUAUAUGAACUGUAGAUAGAUAUAAGAGUACCCGAUAUUUUUGGAGUGACUUUAUUUUUUACUGAUGAUAUCUUUACUAUUGCACAAACGACUACUGGAAUACGCUUAUCAAUUUAAAUAACCUUUAGAUAAUAAAAAAAAUAUAUUUUUAAUUUAAAAUCAAUUAUGAAUUACCCUAUUCGUGAUCAACAAGGGUUGACCUUGAAUACUUUUACAGAAGUACGAAAAUUUGUAUGGACAAGAUUUUCGUAUUAUUGUAAUAUCCCCAAUGCCUUUUAUACUGCCAUAGUGGUGUCCCUAGAAUCUGCUAGUGUAAUAAUUAAUUGUGAUCUACUAAACAACAAGAGCGUAAAUUUGUUUAUUCUAUUACUCUGCAAUUGGAUAGUUGCUUAACUAUCUAAAACGCCUCUUUUCGAACAGUCUUCAUAUUUUUAUAAUAACUAUCGUGAGACAUACUAAAUUGAAUAAAAAUCACAGUUUACUCACGUAGAUUACAUAAAUCAGUAAGCCGCGCGACGUCGCCGCAUUCGUGUUCGCUGCUCAUGAUGAAGAGUCCCUCUGUGACUCGAAAGUAGUAGAGCUUUUCUC